Molecule: messenger RNA, 2808 nt
Organism: Cydia splendana
Lineage: Eukaryota; Metazoa; Arthropoda; Insecta; Lepidoptera; Tortricidae
Product: putative ATPase N2B
Exons: 7
Coding region: 237-1628 (463 amino acids)
Cellular component (GO): mitochondrion; cytoplasm
Molecular function (GO): ATP binding; ATP hydrolysis activity
Source: RefSeq, a predicted model, not a curated record
UUAUUUUCUUGUCGUGUUCAUUCGAUUUUAUAAAUAAAAAAGGGGAAUAAAGCAUACCUACUCUUAGGUUCAUUUUAAGUAUCUAAUUAAUUUCGUCAUUGAACAUAGCAAUAAGCAAUGAUAUUUUAUUAGUUGUCUUGCGUGAUCACAAUGUCAUGGUCGUGUACGGUGAUUCAGCUAUGCAAUAACUCUCGCAACUUAUAUAAUGUGAUAUAUUCCUCAUACCGCUCGAGCAGAUGACGAUGGCGAUGUUCAAGAGUCAGUCUAUUUUAGUUUCUGCCAUAAAGCAGCACUGGAAGCAUUGUAGUAAAUGCGUGAGGUUGUCGACGGAGACACAAGCACAAACCGCUAGCGGAGAAGGCCCCUGGAGCGCGUACGAGGCUCGAGUCGCCAGCGGCUCACUGAGUAAAGAUGAACACCAGGAAACCGUCGUGCGACACUUACAGGAACUCUAUCAAGAUGUUACCAGCUUCCAGCGGCCUGCGCUACAAACACAGACACCCCUAUUCAAUUUCUUCAAAAAGAAGGAACCAAACAAAAUAAUCGCGCCUCAAGGCUUGUACAUAUAUGGGAGUGUAGGUGGAGGCAAGACCAUGCUCAUGGAUUUGUUCUAUGAAACUGUGCCUAUAGAAUCCAAGCUCCGCGUGCACUUCAACUCGUUCAUGCUGAACGUGCACGCUCGCAUCCACGAGCUGAAGAUCAAGUCGGGGCGCGGCGCCAGCGCAUUCCGUGAUGGCUCGCACUACGACCCCAUCCCGCCGCUCGCAGCUGAUAUUACUCAGGAGUCCUGGCUGAUAUGCUUCGACGAGUUCCAGGUUACCGAUAUAGGUGACGCCAUGAUAUUGAAGCGUCUGUUCACGCAACUAUUUGACAACGGUUGCGUAGUCGUGGCGACUAGUAACCGUCGCCCCGACGACUUGUACAAGAAUGGGUUGCAGCGAAGCAACUUCCUGCCAUUUAUUCCGGUCCUUAAGGCGCAUUGCCAAGUGUUACAGCUAGAUUCUGGAAUCGACUAUAGGCUGAGAGGCUCUGGAUCGAAGUAUAGCAAAUAUUUUAUAAAUAGCGAAUUGACGCCUGAGAGUAACGCUGUAGAUAAUUUAUUCAAAUUCCUGAUCUCCAAGGAAACGGACACCGUCAGGCCGAGAGUGAUCAACAUUAUGGGACGGAACGUGAGGUUCGCCAAGUCUUGCGGAAGAGUGUUGGAUUCUACGUUUGAAGAGCUUUGUGACAGGCCAAUAGGCGCGAGCGACUACCUGGUGCUGUCGAAGACCUUCCACACGGUGUUCGUGCGGCAGUUGCCUCAGCUCUCGUUGGCGCGGCAUCGGUCGCAGCUGCGCCGGUUCAUCACGCUCAUAGACACGCUCUAUGACAAUAGAGUCAGGGUAGUGAUCGCGGCGGACGUAGAGCCAUCAGAGCUGAUCGCGCGCGAAGUAUCAUCCGUGGAGGAGCUUGGCGACGCCGACCGCGCGCUCAUGGAUGACCUCAAAAUCUCCAAGGACUCGGAAGACGCUCGAGCGGCCAUCUUCACGGGUGAGGAGGAGAUGUUCGCGGUGGACCGCUGCCUCUCGCGCCUCAUGGAGAUGCAGACCGACGAGUACUGGGACAAGUGGGGCUCCCACCUCGGCUAGUGGCACUGGGGCUUCGGUGGGCCGGUCCCACCUGGGGGCCUAGCCAGUAUGAAGACAAACGCCUAACGAAAAGAAAAAAAUUAGGUAUCGGGAUGACAGAUGCUACCAAAAGUCAAGUGACUAUUCCCAUAUAUUGUAUAAGUUUCGAUUGGCGUUUUCUAUCGACGAUUUUCACGUUGGCUAGGCCCCCUGGAGUAUUUCCCAGUCGUUAUCACUGAUGACCAUAUCCCGGUGUUUUGGGUGCGGGAAUGAUUUCGUGUUUAACUUUGUUGAUUGUAAAGUAGUUACCAAACUAUGAAAUUAAAAUAAGCAGUAAGCUCAAAAUGAGCUUAGAAAUGUUUAAAUAAUUCCUGUUUUUACACGACUGCUCAAAAAAAAAGAGUGUAUUGUUUUUAGAGUUUUUACCUAUUUAUUGGCCAGUGUAAAAGAUUCCCGCCCCAAACUCCAGGGUAUCUUGUUAUUAUUACCUGUUAUGAAAAUUACGACCAUUUUGAAAUGUCGAUAUUUCCAAAAAAAUAUGGUGCUACUGGGAAUAUUUUCCCCUCUGUUAAGAUAACCACCAUCUUCGUCACGGUAAAUAUUUCUAUUCUCAGUAUUUACCACUGCUAGUAAAUAGGGAAAUAUGGCCAUUGUAGUGUUAAUAAAAGGGAAUCACCUUACCUGCAUGAUUUGGUUACUGCUUACUAGUUAGUUCUCCCUAUCCUACUAUUUUAAGAGGGCACUAGUACUAGUAGUAAGGCUCCUAUUGCAGUUAACCAUUAGAUAAACCAUAGGAGACGCGGUCACCAUUUUAAACUUGUUUCUUAUAAAAUCAAUCGCUUUCAAUAUUGAUAUUUGUGUAUAAAUCUAGAGCCUGUGGGACCUUUAUUUGUGAUUGUUUAAUUCAUAAGUGUGGAUUCUAACACACCUAGAAACCGUAAUCGUUAUAACAUCAAUCAAUUUUACAUCAUACACGCCCUUCUGACGACAUUUUUAGCCAAUUACAUUAUGACUUUCUUCUUAUCAAUGUUUGUAUUGUGUCAUAUUUGAAAAUUCAGUAUUAGUUGACAUUCAGUCGGAAACAUUCGUUUUAGUACGCCAAGUGUACUUAUCUAGUAAUAAUUCUUAAUAAUUAAUAAUAGAAAAUAAUUUAUUUUUGUUAUUUUUUAUUUAUUUUUGUGUCAUAAAAGAGUUACUUUAA